AUGGCUCAGUUCCUGCGUGGAAAGCAAGCUGGUAUUCAAAGGGACCUGUCUGAGGGUUUAUCCCCAGAAUUGUUCCUCCUCGACGAUUUUGCACGAUGUGGCGUGAACUCACAGAUUAGCGCUAUCGCGUACGACCCCGUACAAUCCCUCAUCGCCGUCGGUACCAGUGAUACUUCGUUUGGAAGUGGGCAGAUCUAUGUCUUUGGUCAACGGCGAGUCGCAGUGGUCUUUGAGUUCCCGCGCAAGGCGUCCGCGCGCUUUCUCCGAUUUUGCGCCGAUAGGCUUGUUAGCAUCGAUUCUAAGAAUGAAAUCUGCGUAUAUUCCCUGGAGACGGGUUGCCUGGUGGUCUCCUAUGCUCCACCCGGCCAGGCAACUGCUUUGUUGACGGACCCGAGUUUGGAUUAUGCGUUUAUUGGACUGCAGAAUGGUGAAAUCAUCGCGUAUGAUCUGGAUCGGGAGUCAUUGACGCCGUUCAGGGUUCCGAACCUGUGGUUGGAACGCAACCCACGCGCGAGGUUCUUCCCCGUUGUGUCGCUGGAAUUCUCCCCACGAGACAUUGGCAAGAUCCUGGUGGGAUAUCCAGAGGGAGCAGUGACGUUUACAUUUAAGCAAAAUCUUGCACAGAAAUACUUCAUAUACGACAUCCCUCCAGGGGCCCCGGGUGGUGACUCCCUACCGUGCCACGACGUGCGCAGGCCAAAAUUGACUAACGCCAUCUGGCACCCCAACGGGAUCUUUAUCUUAACAGUUCACGAAGAUUCUAGUCUAGUACUUUGGGAUACAAAAGAUGGUCGUAAGCUCCAUGCACGGACAGUCCAGACAGCCAAUGUCGACCAAUGCAGACCAAGCUCACCUAUAGAGGCCGCCGGACCCAAAGAGCCAAUCACGAAGGUCAUUUGGUGUGCCAAAGGUAAUCCAGACGAUACCGGUCUCCUCGUGGCUGGUGGCCGACCAGUGAAUGAUCAAACCAAAGGACUGGUGUUCCUGGACAUGGGCUCAACCCCCAAUUAUCAAACCUCUUCUUGGCAAAUCCUGUCUAACUACUUCGAACACCCACGACGACACAUGAACCUGUCGGUUCCACCAGGAGCUAAGGUUGUCGACUUCUGUCUCAUCCCUCGAUCCUCGCCAUACUUCAAUGGUGCUCACGAUCCAAUCGCACUGCUUGCCAUGCUAUCCUCAGGAGAGAUCAUUUCCCUAAGUUUCCCCAGCGGACAUACAAUCACCCCCACUAACAUGCUUCAUCCGUUCCUCACUUUCGUUCAUCCAUUUGUAAACAAAGCCGUGCUCACACCCGUUGACCGGUCAGUAUGGCUCGGUCUGAAAGAGCGCCGAUUGCAGGGUCCCAAAUUUGCGAUGGGUGGCAAGGAAGCCAAGAAUCCCCUCAAGCGUUUUGAGAACCGAAACGUUAUCUCCACGGCACAUGCAGACGGAACUGUCCGGUUUUGGGACUGUGGACAUGACGAUGAGAUUGAGAACGGCGAUGUCGUUCAAGUUGAUCUUGCCCGUGCCAUAGGCCGAGUCAGUAAUAUUGAAGUGACCGAAAUGUGUCUUGCAAGUGCCUCAGGUGAAAUGUCUAUUGGACUCAAGACCGGCGAGCUUGCUAUCUUCCGAUGGGGCAAUAACCCCUCAUACGGACGUGAAGAGCCUCCUGGUGCCAACCAAGGGCCAGGGAAGCUGACUCCAAUUACUCAGCGAACAGAUCCAGGUCUCAAGACAGGGAUGCUUCCCCUUACUCUUUUGGAUAUGCAACUAGGUCCGGUGACGGCGGUGAAGCAUGGGCAAGUUGGGUUCGUGGCGGCCGGAUACCAAGGUGGCGCUCUGGUGAUCAUCGAUCUGCGAGGUCCCGCCGUCAUCCAUACCGCGCAUCUGUCAGACAUUAUCAAGUCACAGAAGCGAACCAGUUUCCGUAAGGGUCGUGGCUCAGAGGAACAUCAACCCGACUGGCCCACUCAGAUUGAGUUUGGUGUGAUGACUUUGGAUGGUGAUGACUACUCAAGCAUUUGCUGCUUUGUUGGCACAAGUAGGGGAAUUGUGGCAACGUUCAAGAUUCUUCCUGCUUCCAACGGCACAUAUGAAGCAGUGUUCGUUGGAUCAACAGCAGUCGAAGGUUCCGUGGUAGCCGUCAUCCCCAUCGACGCUGACUCCGGUGGUCUUGCUUUAGCUACACCCAGUGCAGUUGGAGGCUUGAGGAACGGCAUAAAGGUCGACGGUGUUGUCAUUGCUGUGACUGCCUCUGGCUGUCGCAUUUUCAAGCCUCCAACCUCAAAGGGCGCUCAUAAAUCCUGGGAAGAUUACAUCUGUGAUUCAGCAGCAGUCGUCAAGACCGAAGGACGAGGCUACAGCUUGGUCGGACUCUUCGGUGACGGUAACGCACGCGCAUUCUCAAUUCCCGCUCUUCGAGAUAUCGGCUGCGCCAAGAUCAACCAUAUUGCGGAUAUGCGACGCCUCUCGGAAGCAUGCAUCACACCUACCGGAAAUAUCAUGACAUGGACCGGCCCUUCAGAAAUCGGAAUGUUCAACGUCUGGGGAGCUGGACACAAAUCACAUCCUUCCAAGGAUCGGCUUUUCAAUCCAGAAGCACAGCUUCCCCCACGUCCUACCAUUACCAACCUGCAAUGGAUCUCCGGUACACAAUAUAUCUCGCCGGCUGACAUGGACAUUCUGAUUGGCGGCCCAGAGCGACCCCCGUCCAAGCGAAUGGUUGAGAAAAUGAAGCUCGAGGACGAAGAACGCCGAAAAGCCCUACGGGAGGGACGAGCCCCACCGCCCGAGCAAGGUGGUAGCCAGGAAGGAUACUGGUCCUAUAUGUCGCGUCAAGUCCAGGAGCGCACAGAGCGCCUGAAUAUUGUUGGGGAUAGCAUGGAGAGACUAGAGGAGAACAGCAGUGGCUUUGCUAACGAUGUUGGCAAGUAUGUACAGUCCCAGAAGAAGAAGGCUGUUCUAGGCUUGCUUGGUUCGAAGUUUGGGCUCUAG
Penicillium bovifimosum is the source of this 2976-nucleotide messenger RNA. RefSeq lists its product as uncharacterized. The coding region runs from base 1 to 2976 and encodes 991 amino acids. Gene Ontology annotation, molecular function: myosin II binding; GTPase activator activity; syntaxin binding. The record is from RefSeq and is a predicted model, not a curated record. Gene Ontology annotation, biological process: regulation of exocytosis; establishment of cell polarity; regulation of protein secretion. Gene Ontology annotation, cellular component: plasma membrane; cytoplasm. The transcript is spliced from 7 exons. Lineage: Eukaryota; Fungi; Ascomycota; Eurotiomycetes; Eurotiales; Aspergillaceae.